UCUGAAAUUCAUCCAAUGCGGUCCACUUUCUACAGACAUGAGUCAGUCUAUAUUCAUUUUGUUGAUCCUCAUUCCUCUAACUUUCACUCAGUCCGUGAGAGGGAAGGACUGCGUGUGCGAUCUAAAAAAUUCAGAUCCUGCUUUCCCUGAGAAAAAACUCAAGAACGUAGAAACCUCUGCCUUACAAUGCACUAGGACCAUCACUUCAGAAAAGAUGACAGACUUAGACAGGCUUAUGCUGGGUCUACAACAACGCGUCAAGCAGGUGGAGGAAAACGUGAUCGUGCUAGAAAAGGAGGAUGACAGGAAUCUAUAUGGAGCCGUGUCUCUGCGCAUCAUCGAGUUAGAGAUCGCCGAGAUUCAGGACCUCCUCAACAAACUCAACAGGACCACCCAAAAUUACCAUCACCUCAGUGUACAGCCUGCAGCUCAGCUUGAAGUUAUGAAAGACAAAAUGGCGGAACUGGAGAAGUUUGACAACAUGCAGGUGAUAAAGACAAAUAGAGAGAACGAGCGCGUUAAGAGGGACCUGGAACAGUGUAAAGAAGAGCUCAAUGCUACUACAGCAGCACCUCCUACAGUUCUCCCAGCCCGCUGUGGUCUGGGCCGUGUGGUCAGUGUGGCGGGACCGAGAACGUAUUCCCUCACGGUAUUCACCUCCUAUACUUACGGUGCUUGGGGUCGAGAUGCACAGCCGGCUCCAGGAGACGAGAACAAGUACUGGCUGGUGGUGCUGUCCACUAGUAAUGUUUACGGCAACUUUAUCCGCCAGUACGGUACCUUGAGUACUCUUUUAUUAGGUAUAGGACCAAAAGAUACAUAUAUUUCAAGCACCAACCCCACAACAAACACAAUUCAGGGGCCAAACAUGGUCAUGUACGGCAAUGCGCUCUACUAUAACUGUUACAACACAUACUCCGUCUGUCAGUUCAACAUGACGACUCGUGCUGUCAGUACUGUUGCUUUACCUAAAGAUACAGGUUACAGCAACAAGUUUCCUUUCGCACAUCUCGCCGCCACAUACGCCUAUACAGAUAUGGAUUUCGCCACAGAUGAAUCGGGCGUCUAUGUUAUAUACGCAACCACAAGCAACUUUGGAAAUGUGAUAAUCAGUAAAGUUGAGACGAGUAACCCUCCUGUUUUAAACCAAACAUGGUCCACUUCUCUUCACAAAAGGACUGCCACAAACACCUUCAUGGUGUGCGGUGUGCUUUAUGCUACUCGUUACCUAGAUCAAGAAACAGAAGAGAUCUUUUACUCUUAUGACACCAAGACAAAAGAAGAGCGCUUUGAUUUGAAAAUUAAUAUUAAGAAGAUGCAGACUAAUAUUCAGUUUCUAAACUAUGACCCCAGAGAUCAUCUGCUGUAUGUCUACAGUGAUGCCUACAUUCUAACUUAUGAGCUCAUCUUUCAGUAAGUCUCCAGUUAUUUGAGACAUUAUAGCUGCAUCCCAUUUCACAUUCUGUCUGUACUAAUAGUUUGCAAGAUUAGAAAUAGUACAUUGCAAAUGAUCGUAGAUCAUAAAGAUAGCAGAGUAUUUUUUUAAGUGUGUAUUUGCAGGGUUAAGAUAAUGCAAGACAAUGAAUAUAUCAGUUGCUAAUUUUAGUUUUCACAUCUAAAAAGUUUCAAAGAGUCUGUGGUAUCAAUCAAAUUUGGUCCCACUUUAUAUUAGGUGUCUUUGUAUGUACAUUUAAAUUAAUAAUUUGAUACAAUACACUUAUUGUGCACAUAAAUGUUUUUACACUAAACUUAUUAACUAAUUAAUUUUUGUAAUUACAUCUAUGAUUACCCCGUUGACCCUUCCCAUACCCCUUAACCCUCCCUUAAACCUAACCAUCCCACCCUGACCUUACCCAUAUCUCACCUCAGUAGCAGCAAAAGUGUUUUGAUAUUCAAUAUGAACACAAGUGCAUUGUACUAUUUUUUAUGAAAGUAGGCCUACAAAGUAGUUAACAAUACCUAAUAUAAAGUGUGACUAGAAAUUUCAUUAAAUAUGUGCCUUAUCAUAUUAUAUUAAAAGGAAUUCCCUUCACCAAUGAAGUAUGUACAUUUAUUGUAUAGCUUAGAAGUAGGCUAAUGUUAAUUGAAAUGCAGCUUAUAAAAGUUUUCUUUCAAUGCAUCUUUAAAUGCCUAGCUUUGUUAUGCAUGUGAGGAAGAAAUUCACAAAUGUAUCGCAAAUUUUGUUUCUUGAAAUAAACUAGGCUACAGCAA
Molecule: messenger RNA, 2211 nt
Organism: Pimephales promelas (fathead minnow)
Lineage: Eukaryota; Metazoa; Chordata; Actinopteri; Cypriniformes; Leuciscidae
Product: olfactomedin-4
Biological process (GO): signal transduction
Source: RefSeq, a predicted model, not a curated record